Owenia fusiformis is the source of this 4204-nucleotide messenger RNA. The record is from the annotation of a GenBank genome assembly. Lineage: Eukaryota; Metazoa; Annelida; Polychaeta; Sabellida; Oweniidae.
GUAGAUUUAAGCGAUAGAUCAUGACUCAGUACCUACACUCUAUGUAUUGAUGAAUUGGAAAAUUAAGAAGGUACAUGUAGUUAUGUUUUGAAAUUGGUGCUUUGGAGACUGUCUACACUAAGAUUCUAUAGAAUCUUUGAAAUAUAUGAAGACGGAUUAGAAGUGAAGUUAAUCUGCUAUAAACAGUUUAACAUUUAUAGCAAAAUGUAUUGUUAAAUACUUAAGAGACACAUCAUUCAUGAACAUUAGGAUUUGACACAGUGACAGUCGGACUUGAUAUUUGGGUAUAACAUUUACAAGUAUAAAAUCCACGUAACUGAGACUGAUACAUAAUUCAACCAUGGCAGAACCGGGAGACUUCAGAGCAUGGUGUCAAACACAAGGCCUAACUGAGAACACAGUACAAAUGUUGCUGGAUCAUGGCUUUACAAAUCAAGAUACUCUCAGGCUUGUCACACAGCCUAUAAUUGACAAGGAGUUAGAGACGGAGAAUCUUGGCCAGCGCUUACUGCUGAAAGAGGCCAUUCACAAACUUUGGUUGACAUCAUCAAGUGCUUAUCCUAUCCCUGGCCCUGCUUCAUAUAUGGGACCCCCAGCAUAUGAUACAAUUACACAUGGAAACCCGUCUCCAGCACCUGGGGAAUUAUUUCCAUUGGAGACAUUGUACUCAUCAAAUACCCAACUUCCUCCACUACAGGAUGUGCAUCCUCCACCGAAAAGCAUGAUUUUUUCAUCAGCACAAUCAAUCUCUACAGUAGAUCUACCAACUGGUACAUCGACUUCACAAGCACAAUCAAAAGCUAAAAAACCUUCUGCUAAAAUAAUUCCUGCACCGAAGAAUGCUGCCAAAGUAGAACAUGCUACUGUACCCAUAGAUGCUAAGAUUGUUGUCGCAACAGAACAACACUCAAAAAAACAACCAAAAAAGAAAACAGAAGUGGCAGAAGCGGACACUCCCAAAGUGCAAUCAGCUGCUAAAAAGACAACAGCUGCACCAAAGAAGGCUGCAAAAGCUCCUGUUUCUAAAGAUGACAAGAUUGUUGUAACCAUGGAACAACACCCACCAAAAGAAUCAGACAAGAAAACAAAUGCACAAGCAGACACUCCCAAAGCACAAUCAGCUGCUAAAAAGACAACAGCUGCAACCAAGAAGGCUGCCAAAGUAGGACAAGCUCCUGUCUGCGAAGAUGACAAGACAGUUGUAGCCACAGAACAACCAAAACAACCAAAAAAGAAAGCACAAUUUUCUUAUACCAACCCAUACGGCAAAGCAAUGAUCGAUUUAACUUGGUUAGCAAUUUGGUUUUGUUUUGCUUUGCUUGCUAUAAGUAUAGCAUCAGCCUUUAACAAUACUUCAACAUGGAAGUAUUUUACGGGAUUAUGGGUCUUUAUUAUCAUCGCAAUAGCUGUGUUUUAUGGGGACAAAAUUAAGAAAUUACCAGCAGGAAAUUUAGUUACUGAGACUUUCUUUAUAGUUAUGAGUGUAUUACUUCACUUGGCACUUGUAGCUUGCUUGGUUACCAUGGCAACCUCAGCUUACGGAAUGUACAUUGACAGGGAAAUACAUGUAAAUGGCACAUCAUGUGAUGAUAAACUUCUAAAGACGUUAAAGUUAAAAUGUGACUAUAACACAACAAGUAAUAAUGAGACAUAUACCGGGCCCAAUGUCAUAGGCUGGAAUGACCAGCAGGCCUUCCAUACUGGUAACAUAGUACUUGCAUACAUUGUUUUUGUUUUAGUUGUGUGGGCGUUAUAUGCCAGACGUGACUUCAUCGACGGAUUACCACCAAUCACGUUCAAAGAUGACAUAGAGAAAGGAUUCAUUGAAACAAGUUUCAUGUUUAAACUUACACCAAUAUCUUUCCCAUUCUUAUCUAUAGUUGAAGUGGUAUUCAAGACAACAAUGUGGCAACUUUUCCUCCCUCUGAUAUCUGGAUGUAUUCUCCUUAUCUCAGGAUUUCAUGCACAGAAGUUACAUUUUCUACCAAAAGGUGACAAGAAAAAGAAGCGAUAUAAAGUCCAAAUUAUUUUAUUAACUGUUUCCAUGGUUGUUGUCCUAGCGACGGUUGGUGUCCACGGCGCUGGCAUUCAUCUGGAUAAUGAGAUACACGAAUACGGGGUCUCUUGUGAUGAGGUCUACAUAAAAUACUUUGAUUACACUUGUGAAGUUGAAAAGUCUGCAGGUGAGACUGGACAUACAACACAUGCUUAUCUUAAUACAGGAGAACUGAAUUACAAACAGGGCAUCCAUUUGGGUAUUGUAGUCUUAGGAGUAUUUCAUGUGAUUUUUCUUUUCAUAGCGAUUAAUUCAGGUUCUGUGUUUAUGGUACAAAAUGGUCUCAAAUGCUGCUAGAAUACAAGAUAAGCAGGCCCAUAGCCAGUGAGAAACUACCUGAUUUUGAAAGAACUUUUGGUAGGGGGGGGGGGGGGGGGGGGGGCUGAUAAAAAAAUGCAUAUAAAUCAUUUUCAGUGGAAACAAGGCAUUAACAUGACAUAAUGCCAUCAGAUUUUAAUUGUACAAAAUAUGCUGUUAUUAUAUUGUGUUUUAACUGUUACUAUAUUUUGUGACAAGAAAAUACCAUUAUAUAAUAACAUCAAGUUUUAAUUGUACAAAAUAUGCUGUUAUUAUAUUGUGUUUUAACUGUUAUUAUAUUUUGUGACAAGAAAAUACAAUUAUAUAAUAACAUCAAGUUUUAAUUGUACACAAUAUGCUGUUAUUAUAUUGUGUUAUAAUUGUUAUUAUAUUCUGAGACAAUCUAUCAAUAUGACAUUAGGUUUUAAUUAUACAAAAUAUUCUGUUACUUUAUCGUGUUAUAACUGUUAUUAUAUUCUGUGACAAGGUAUCAAUAUGACAUUAGGUUUUAAUUAUACAAAAUAUGCUGUAAUUAUAUUCUAAGGCAAGACUAUAGGUCAAAAUCUGCUAACUUAUUGCAAAAUGGGUAAAACUAUGGGUUAAACAUCACAAAAUUAGAGCAUUCUUAUCAGAAUUUAUGGAUCGACCCGUGUAUAUACAGACACUGAAAAAUCAAUAUCUAACCACCAUCAAUCGGAGACAAACAAGAUGAUUCCAUGUAUGUAAACAUUUUUAGCAAUUUAAGUAAUAAAAAACACUUCUUGGUGGUGAUUUAGAAUAAUUAAAAAUGUUGAGCAUUCCUCUUGAUUAUUGCAAAUGCAAAAAUAGCUGCAUAUCUGAAAAUUACAUAAUACCAAAAGUUAUUUGAUGUUAAAGGUAGAACUACCUGGUAAACAUCUCUUUAAAUUAUUAAAAACUACCUGUAUAUACAUGUAUUUAUAAAUAAUAUUUAUCACUAAUUGUAACAUUAUUCAAACAGGGUAGUAAAAAAUGAUGUAUUUGUUAAUGUUUAGAAUGAAUAAAUGUAUGUACAGUUUGGACCAUAAAUAAAUGAGUCAUGGAUUUGCUGAAGUGAGAUGUUAAAAAUAAGAGAAUUUUCAAGAGGCCAAACAUCAGUGGAUGAGAGUAUACAAAAUGUAAAAUAUACAAAAUUUAGGAGAUAUAUACCAAGACAAUAUUGAAAUAUAUGGGCUUUCAAACCACCAUGGUUUGGCAACGGUGAUAAAAAUUUACUACCGAUUUACUUACGGUCCAAAUUUUAUUUACUGAAACAAAUUUAAUGAAACCAACCAUGAUGACAAAUGACCUUGUGCUAUGUCAAUCAGUACAAAUAAUUAAUGAAACUAGUUUUAAAUCAUGAAAAUUGGAUCGCUUGUAUUGAAGAAGAAUACAAGUAUGGAUAACAGGAAGGUGGAUAGGGAGACUCAAUCCUUAUCAAGCCAAAGCUCUCCCAACAUCGAAAACACUAAGGCGCAGCACCUCCAUGUUUUUUGUUAAACCAAAAUGCUCAUCAAUGCAAUUAGAUACACCUCCUAAAAUGUUACAAUAAAGCAUAAGAAAACUAGAAUGUUGCACAAAAAUUACAAAAUCAUAGAAUGUUACACAAAAAAAAAUUACAAAAUUAUAAACUGUUGUACAAAAUAUUACAAAUUACUAAAACGUUGCACUAAAAAAUAAUAUAAUAAAAUCCUCCACCCAAAAAUCCUGGGGAUAGCACUGGUUCGUGAAGGUGGCUUAUAGAACCUAAAACCAUGCAUGCAAGGGUAGAAAAAUUUUGGCACAAGGAGUGUAUUCAGUAUCGUCAUAUUGAAUAAUUUCAUUUCGGUUAUGUUCAUAGGCUACCAAGGAUGC